UGAAAGAGCUGGCGCAAUCUAUUUAAUCUCUCCUCCCAGGCCACGUCUUACUGACCUCUUCGUUUCCCUAGACAACCAUUGCGUUAUUUAUUCAAGCAAGAGUUCAUCCUUUUGACUCUUAAACGCUCGUUUCUCUGUCGGAAUCGUCUAUUUAGAUCGAUACUCCUGUCGCUACCGGUUGUUAUACAAAGCCUGAUCCAUAAUCUUUGAGCGAUCUAUAAACAUCAAUAUCCAUCAAGAUGCGCGCCGCUAUCCUCGCUGCUGCUCUCUCUUCUGUCGCCCUUGCCUGGGAUACCUCCUCCAGCGCGUCCUCGCAGGCUGUUGCCAGUGUGAGCAACCCUGCCGUGCCCUACCUGACCCAGACCAACUCUCUGGGUGUCGUGACCGGACAGCCGACUCCUAUCCGCUCCCAGAGUCCCGCUGCUUCAAUCCCGGCCGGUCUCUCGAGCGUCCCUGUGGUCCCCGGCGCCUCGAGCAUUGUCCCCAAGCCUCUGGGUACUGGUAGCUCUGGUAGCAAGAGCAACUCUACCAGAACCAGCACCACCCUGAGCACCUCUGCUGGCGUGACUCGCACCGCCAGCGGAUCGGGCAGCACCGGCACCAGCUCUGGUUCUAGCAGCUCUGCCGCUUCCACCAACGGUGCCAUCAUGGCCACUGCUGCUCCCGCCGGUCUGGGUCUGGGUCUUGCUGGUGCUGUCUUUGCUGCCUUCCUGUAAACAUGGAAUGGCUAAGAGAUAACCGACCUCUUUCAUGGACAUUUUAAACAAACACCCGCGGUCCCCUACGUCCGGGAACCUCCUAAUGAUUCAUAACGCGCGGCACUCUCUCGCCUUCGGUUUGGUCUGCCAAAUGAAUUAACGAAGGGAAUAUCUGGUAUAAUUGGGGCUUUCGAUUCUUUUUUAAUGGAGAUACCACAGGAGUUCCUUGGCCCUCCUAACGCAUCAUCUCCAUAUUAUUUUAUCAUAAAGUGCAUAAUCUUGGGCGUACAAAACACAAUUGCACACGAUUUUUAAUCAAUGUAUCUAACUACUUAUUUUUAGUUAUCUGGAGUUUGCUAGCUUACUCAGAUAAUGAUAAUCGCUAACGUCUCUUCAA
Paecilomyces variotii is the source of this 1095-nucleotide messenger RNA. RefSeq lists its product as hypothetical. The record is from RefSeq and is a predicted model, not a curated record. The coding region runs from base 240 to 716 and encodes 158 amino acids. NCBI's taxonomy places the organism in Eukaryota, Fungi, Ascomycota, Eurotiomycetes, Eurotiales, Thermoascaceae. The transcript has 2 exons.